Messenger RNA from Kwoniella shivajii, 1563 nucleotides. RefSeq lists its product as uncharacterized. The record is from RefSeq and is a predicted model, not a curated record. The transcript has 5 exons. Bases 1 to 1563 code for a protein of 520 amino acids. NCBI's taxonomy places the organism in Eukaryota, Fungi, Basidiomycota, Tremellomycetes, Tremellales, Cryptococcaceae.
AUGGACAAACCUAAAGAUAGUAUCUGGCGUGAUGAAGGAUGGGAUGAUCCUUUAGAUUCUUCAACACCUUCUACACCUUCUUCAAAAGUCGUGGACCUUAAUAAACGAAUCAAAGAAAUGGGUGAAAUACAUUCUAGAACACCUUCAAGGGUACCAUCGAGAGUACCUUCUCCCAUACUUGAAAAUUCCUCAAAGAACAGUACAAGUUCAAGUCCUCAUACGAGUAAGGAGUAUGUUGAGAAUUCAAGUAUUUUGUAUACUGAUUUACACAAAAAGCUAUCUCGUUUGAAUAUCCCCAAAUUCAAUUCUGUUUCUGAUUCUAACUCGUGUUCCCGAGCUUGUUCGCCUUCAAGAAAGAACAACAGCGUCUCAAGUCCGUCGAUUCCCAAUAUCAUAAUAUCACCAGAGAGACAUGCCAUACGAAGAGAGGACAGUAUAGAUAUACCUGAACGACACAGAAUAGGGAACGAUGAUGAAUCGGUUUAUUUACCUGAUAUUGAAGAGGAGUUUUGGGGAACAGAUGAUACUACUGUACACAGCUCGAAUCAAGAACCAUCAAUAGAAACGCCCAAUGAUUUGAUGGAUCAAAUGACAAAUUGUCAUCUUACAAAAGAACAAAAGAGAUUGAUAAGUGUAUUAUCAGGAUUUCAUCGUGAGGGAUAUCGAAAUUCAGGUCCUAGACUAGAUCCUUCAGAUUGGAAUAUAUCAAUCUCAAUCUCAAUCUCAUCCUCGCCAUUCGAAUCUGCAGCGUGUGAAAAUGAUGACUAUCACGAUAUCAUCAAAAACCUCAAUAACAAAGACAUUGACGUUCCAGCUAUACCUUCCAGUGAUAGAUUCGUCUCUAUUUGUCAUUCAGCUUAUCGUGAGGCUUUGGACUACAAACGGAAUCCAGAUCUUCGCAAUUUCACAUUGACCGAUAAGAUCAACAGUUCGUGUGUAGAAGAAGGUAGUAGUACUCAUCAGCAGAUCCAGAAAUGUAAGGAGAAAGUCAAUUUAUACGAUAGUGAACCAGUCAAUUUUGCUAGAUACUCAACGACGAACAAAGAGAUAGAUCCCAGUGUGCAUUACCCAAGACCUAAGUCACCGUUACAACAGAGUGAGUAUACAUUACCAGCUAUAUCGCCAAAUCAGUCUGUUCGAAACAGUCUUGAUUCAGAUACUACUUUGGAUGAUGGACCAGGUUAUCUGCCAGGACGAUCGAGAACUGCACUCUCACUGUUGAGAGGCAAAGGAGAAGAUUUAUCGCCGACAACGAAUCAUGAAACAUCUCUUGAAAGACCCAAUAGGAACCGAUCUUCAUCUCUGAGACACCGUCUUCGAAAUCUUAGUCCAAGUCCAAGUCCAAGUCGUGUAAAAUCAUUUGGAUCAAAAAACCAAACUGAAUCGAAAGAAUCUCUUCCCUUCACGGUCUUUAGUCCUUUGAUCGCCGCCAGUUUCGAUUCAACAGCAUCAUUUCAAGCUCGUGUUGACGAAUAUGCAGAAUCUCAAAAAGGCACUUGUAGAAGUCUUAAAUACUUACUUGAAGCUCUAACAAUUCCAGACCCAAAUCUACAUUAUAUCUAA